CUUUUUCAAGCAGCUGACACAAGAGAAAAGAAUCCUGCCCUGGUCACCGAAGGAGCUGCAACCAGGUACUUCCCUGCUUAUGGAAAGACGGCAAGUGACAGUACAACCCUGGAACUGUACGACGGAGCCAGUAUCCAGCAAGGUGAAAAGAGGGCCAGAAAAUAACAAAUUCAACCGGUUUCAGCACUGAGUGUCUUUGAUGUCUUCUUUAAGACUCCUUGAAGAGCAGCUCCUAUUUUUUAAACCUAGCUUAGUGGCUGAUAGCUCCUAGCAUUUUGCCUCAAUGCACCACUGGAAUACCUGUGCCAGCCUUCAGAACUUACUGCCUGAAAGUAUGAGAGACCCUUGCUGUUGCAAGUGAAAUCCAAUUAAGGACCUAAGCCUGCGAUCUUUCUGAAAACCACUGCUUAAAGAUCUUCUACUUACCGACUAGUACUGUCUUUUUCUGAAUGCUCUUUGGGCAUCCUUGGGUGUGCACAAAGAGGCUCUGCAAACAGGAUCUAUUUCCCUUAAAAGCAGAAAGCAAGUAUGGACUGGCCAGCAUGCGUUACGGACUAGGAAUGCAGGUGCGAGCGAGGAGGCUUUGGAAGGAAGAACAAGCAACAUUCCAAAAAUCACAACGUUCUUGCAGGCAGGGGAAGCCACCGAGAGGUGGGAAGGCUGUUGCCACAGUGAAGAAGAGGUACAAUAUCUAAUCGCGUGGCUGCUGCACAAGAUAACGCAACCGUAGCAGAUUACCAGAGCCAUGCCUUGCCAAGUGUAAAUUGCAUAGAUGCUUUCUGUAGUUUGCCUCAUACAGGCAGUGACGUGAGAGUCAGGGAAACACAAUACGCUUCUGAGAUAAGGAAGUUCAAAAUUAAAUAUAAUCCUUUGUAAAUAAGAAAAUUCAGUUUCAAGUAACAUUAAUCUUUGUGGCUUGAUGUUACUCGCUGGUAACAAUAGCACUGGAAAUUAUCUUGUGUGAAUAUUUUAUAAUAAUCAUCCAGAAACUGGACUAAGGGUUGCUGACAUAACAACAAAACUUUCGAAACCUAAAAAGCCCAACCAAAAGAACUGAUAAAUUUUUAGAAUAUGGAUUGUUAAUUGAGUGUGAAUCAGAAUAUAACACUGCUAUCUUACCAGUAAAGAGAUCCGAUGGAAAAAGUUAUAGGUUAGUCCAAGAUUUAAGGGCAGUCAGCAAAAUUAUGGAGGAUAUUCAUCCAGUAGUGGCUAAUCCAUAUACCUUGUUAACCAGAUUGAACAAUAACCAAAAAUGGUUUACCAUCCUGGACUUAAAGGAUGCAUUCUUCUGCCUGCCCUUAGCCAAAGAAAGCCAAAAUUUGUUUGCUUUUGAAUGGGAAAACCCCAAUACGGGAAGAAAAACUCAGUUAACUUGGACAGAGUUACCUCGAGGAUUUAAAAACAGCCCAACAGUUUUUGGAAACCAAUUAGCACGACAAGUAGAAUCAUGGAAUGCGCCCACUCAGACAGGAACUUUGCUACAAUAUGUUGAUGAUUUGUUAAUUGCUAGUGAAACUAAGGAAGAAUAUGUACAGUGGACUGUUGAAUUGUUGAAUUUUCUGGGAAUAAGCGGAUACCAAGUGUCCAAACAGAAAGCACAAUUAAUUCAAACUUGAGUCUCUUAUCUAGGAUAUGAAAUAACGGGAGGACUUCGAGAACUUGGAACUGCCCGAAAAGAAGCCAUUUGCCAAACGCCAAGGCCGUCCACAACCAAGGACCUUCAAACAUUCUUGGGUAUGACUGGGUGGUGCUGGCUCUGGAUCCAUGAUUAUGGUAUACUGGUAAGACCAUUAUAUGAACUGCUAAAAGAAAACUCCUCUGUUUUGGAAUGGACUGAUCAAGCUGAGGAGGCAUUUGUACAUUUAAAAAUAGAACUCAUGAGAGCUCUGGCUUUAGGACUUCCGGAUGUGACUAAGCCCUUUUGGUUAUACUCCUAUGAAAAGCGGGGAAUAGCUCUAGGGGUCCUAGCCCAGAGAUUAGGACCUUAUAAAAAGGCAGUAGCCUAUUUUUCGAAACCAUUGGAUGAAGUGAGCAAAGGCUGGCCAGGAUGCCUAAGUGCAGUGGCCACAGUCGCCACUAACAUCCAAGAAGCCCGCAAGUUUACUCUGGGACAGAAAAUUACCGUGCUGGUAUCACAUGUGGUAUCAGCAGUUCUGGAACAAAAAGGGACUCAUCGGCUAUCUCCAUCACGCUUCUUGAAAUAUCAGGCCACCCUUGUGGAACAAGAUGAUAUUGAAAUUGUGGUCACUGAUGUUGUAAAUCCAGCAUCUUCUCUUAAGGAAACCCCUACUGAACUGCUGGUCCAUGAUUGUCUGACUGCCAUAGAGACAGUAUACUCAAGUCGACCAGACAUAAAGGAGGAACCUUUGGAAGGUGCAGAUUCCUGCUUUACCGACGGCAGCAGCUUCAUGAAAAACGGUAAACGAAAAGCAGGAUAUGCUGUAACCACAACUUCACAGGUAAUAGAGGCUAAACCCUUACCUUCUAACACGUCAGUGCAAAAGGCUGAAACAAUAGCCCUGACUAGGGCUUUGGAAUUGGCAAAAGAUAAAGGGAUAAAUAUAUGGGCUGAUUCUAAAUGUGCCUUUGGCGUUGUUUACGCACAUGAUGCUAUUUGGAAAGAACAAGGACUCUUAACUACUCAGGGAAAGCAAGUUAAACAUGCAUCAGAAAUCCUGCACUUGCUAGAGGCCGUGCAACUACCUAAGGAAGUAGCCGUUAUGCAUUGUAAAGGACAUCAAAGAGGUAGUUCUGAUCAAGAAAUUGGGAAUAAUUUGGCCAACCAUGAAGCGAAACGAGCUGCAGAACAAGCCAAAAUUAUGUCCUUAAUUCCUGAUGGUAAGCCAACAAUUGAACAGACUAGACCCAGAUAUUCAAAGGAAGAUAAGUAAUUAAUUGAGGAUUUGAAGGGAGAAGAAAAUAAAGAAGGUUGGGUUCAAAUAUCUGAUGGGCAAAUUGUAGUUCUGUAUAACCAGAUGUGGAAGUUAAUAAGGGAAGAACAUAAUAAGACUCAUUGGGGCGCGAACUCAUUGUAUAAAUAUUUAGACCGACAAAUCGUAGGAAGAAAUUUAUAUACCACAGUCCAACUGGUAACAAAACACUGUCAGUUGUGUCUGAAAAAUAAUCCUCAGACUGAAAACAAGAAUCAGAUUGGGACAAUUUGGAAAGGAAAUUAUCCGGGACAACAGUACAAAUAGAUUUUUCUGAAUUACCUAGGAAAGGAGGUUAUUGAUAUUUGUUGGUAUUGGUAGACACUUUUUCAGGCUGGCCAGAAGCAUUCCCUUGUAGAGUGAAUAAUGUGAGACAAGUAAUUAAAACACUAUUAAAUGAAGUAAUACCUUGUUUUGGGGUAGCAGCGACUACCUCCUCUGACUGAGGCUCGCAUUUCAGUGCAAAAUUGUUGCAAGAAAUCAGCAGGAAAUUAGAAAUUGAUUGACAAUUACAUGUUCCAUAUAGGCCUCAGGCCAGUGGACAAGUAUAAAAGUUGAAUCAUCUAAUCAAACAACAAAUUGGUAAGAUUUGUCAAGAGACAAAUUUGUACUGUUAUCAGGCAUUACCAUUGGCCUUACAUUAGGAGAAAAGUUUGACACCCCUUUAAUUGGAGUUCCCAUUCCCCAAAAUGUAUCAUGAAAUCAUACCUCAGACCAAGGACUUGAAUAUGGGAACAGGUUAAGGUGUUCCAUAAGGUCGCUGAGGAUGAUACCUCAUGGGGAUUUGAGGAAAUCUGGAAGAAAUUGACAUCUUGGUUGCCAAAUCUCUCCUGGUUGAGACAGUUGUUCAUAGGAAUAAUAAUAUUGAUAAUUCUAA
Messenger RNA from Strigops habroptila (Kakapo), 3807 nucleotides. RefSeq lists its product as uncharacterized. NCBI's taxonomy places the organism in Eukaryota, Metazoa, Chordata, Aves, Psittaciformes, Psittacidae. Gene Ontology annotation, molecular function: nucleic acid binding; RNA-DNA hybrid ribonuclease activity. The coding region runs from base 1737 to 2891 and encodes 384 amino acids. The record is from RefSeq and is a predicted model, not a curated record. The transcript is spliced from 3 exons.